Molecule: messenger RNA, 5540 nt
Organism: Linum trigynum
Lineage: Eukaryota; Viridiplantae; Streptophyta; Magnoliopsida; Malpighiales; Linaceae
Source: the annotation of a GenBank genome assembly
CGCACAAAUAUUUAUUCCAGACAAUUAAUUCAUUUCCCUCCACAACGGUCGAGUUCAUUUCUGAUUUCGCUCACUCACUGAUUCAAAAAGCAAAAUCUGUUACGAGUCGGCGUCACAACUUUCCCACCCGCUUUCUCUCAUUUUCUCGCCCAAGAAUAUUCAAGAAAGUCGGUCCAGAGAGAAAGGGGGGAAAAAAGAGAGAUUCGAGUUCGAAGAAAUGGUGAGCAGAAGCAGCAGCAGCAGUAGCAAGAGCCGGGAAAGAUUGCCGGAGAAGAAGAUUCCAGUUCUCUCAGUCUUGCAGAACUGUUCGAUCAUCAAGAACAUCUUCGUCGUCGGCCCGUCCGACGGCGGCGGCUCCUCCGUCGCCUCCGGAGGCGGAAACCAGCCGGCGAGAGAAGGAGGUGGCGGUACGGAAAUGGAGGAGGUUGUGACGGUCGGCCGGCAUCCGGACAACUUGAUCGUGUUGACGCAUCCGAGCAUCAGUAGAUUCCACUUCAAGAUCAUCGUCAAGUCUUCUACUCACCAGCUCUUCGUCACCGAUUUGAGUUCCGCUCAUGGAACUUGGGUAUCGAGGAAGAAGAUUGAGCCAGGAGUUCGAGUGGAGGUUGCCGAGGGAGAUACGAUCCGAAUCGGCGCUUCAACCAGAGUUUAUCGGCUGAAUUGGGUGCCAAUGAGCGGCGCUGACGAUAUGCAGAAUCCUUCUGCUUCUUCAGCUAUGGAUGUUGCUUUGGUUGAAGAGAAGGAAGAGCAAAAGCCAGGGCUUGUUGAAGCUAAACAAGAGAUGACGACUCCUCAGAAGGAAGAUAAAGAACUUGGGAUUAGGGAUUCAGACGAAGUGAGGGAGGUUUUGAGCGGCGAAAGAGACGAUGUAUUUGCUAGGAAAGCUGCGAAUGGGGAAUUUUCUGGGGUUAGUGAGAGCAGUGAACAGUAUUCAUGUGAAGAAGUGUCAGGGAUGGUAGAAGAAGAGGUCAAGUUGGAGUCUCCAUUGCCUGCUACAGAAGUAGAUAUCAAGUCGGAAUCCCCAUUGCCUAUUCUGGCUGCAGAGAACGAAGUGACUAUGAAGGAAGAAGCAGAGUUUCAGUUAAGGGAUUCUGAGGAUGUUUUCAGUACUGAGAAGAAAGAGGUAGUUGUUUUGGAGGCUAUCAGUAAUGCAUCUUCUUCACAAGAAGAAAGCAGAGAAUGUUAUUCAUGUGAAGGAGUAUCCGAUGUCCAUGAUGGCUUAGAUUCUUCGCUGCCUGUUAUGGAAAAACAGCAACAGUCUGGCUGUGAUGUAGUGGAACAAACAGAGAACCAAUGCUUGGUGAAGGAAGAUCAUGUACAAUGUGGAAUGUUUGAAUUAGAAUCUGUUAACUUGUCGUUGACAGAGGUGGAACCAACUGAGAGCUCUCGGCAAGUGCUUUUUGCAGAGGGGAAAGUGGAAAUUGGAAGUCCAUAUAUAAAUGAUGAUGAAGCAUUGGAAGUUUCAGAGCUGGGAACUGAUGGUCCAGUAACAAGACACGAAGAAGCUUCUGUAAGUUCACUGAUUAAAGAUCAAGAACAAGGGGAAGCUGCUGUUCUAGGAUCUGAUUCUGAAAACUUGUGCUAUAUUGCUGGGAAAUCGGCUGAUGCCCACUUGACGCAGGUAUCUGUUUGUGAAGAGAAUGACGAAACAAGGGUUCCCUUGAGAAAGGAUAAUGAAGUAACAGAAGUUUCAAUCUAUGGAACGUGUGGUUCAGUUGUUGUAGGAAGUGAAUUUGAAGAUAAUGAUGUAUCUGAGUCCUCCUUUGCUAAUGAUGCCCUGGCAGAGAGUGGGAGCAGAGACUUGUCUCUAAUAUUUCAAGGAGAAUCCAGUGAAGUGGCGAACCUAUACUCUUCACUACUUUUUGCAGCUGUCAAAGCCCACCUGGACAGAGAAAUAGCAAUGAUGGGAGACAGGGAACCUUCAGAACCUGCUCUUUUAGAGGUGAACUUGUCUUUGACAGUUGAGAAUCUACUCGAAGCUGACCAGCCGCUGGUGUCCCAUGAGGAGGGCAAAGAAGACAGAAAAGAUGACGAAGUCAUUGAAGUUCCAAGCACAAUUCAAGCAGACUUGCUGGAUAGUGGAAGAGCAUCAAUGAAGGACCAGAGAAGUUCAGAACCUGGUAUUUUCGAGAAAUCUGAUUCAGUGAGCUUGUCUGGGACUGACUUGCACGAGGUUUCUUCUGUUGUGGAGAAGGAAGGCUUAUGGAGCUCGUUUAAAAAUAUUGAUGAAGUUCAAGAAGACAUUGUGGAUUGUGUAAGUUCAUCUAUGAAGGACCAGAAAUCGGAUUCAGUGAACUCAUCUAUGAUGGAUGAGAACCUUUCUGGGACUGAGAUGCAACAGGUUUCUUUAGUUGCGGGGAUGGUAGAAGACAUAGCAAGCUUGUGUAGAAAUGAUGAUGAAGCCAAAGAAGUUUCUAACUUGCCUCGGUCGGUUGAGAAUCUAGUCGAGGCUGAGCUCCAGUUGGUUCCAUUUGAGGGAAAAUAUGACAUCAGCUCUCUGUCCAUAAAUGAUGGUAAACUCACAGAAGUUCCUAAGUCCGUUUUUUCGGUUGAGAAUCUACUCGAGGCUGACCUACAGUUGGUUUCAUUUGAGGAAAAAGAUGGUGAAUUCACAGAAUUUGCGAAGUCACCUUUUCCAGUUGACAAUCUACUUGAGGCUCAACUGCCGUUUGUGUCAAAUGGAAAAGAUGAAAUGAGCCUUUUGUCCAGAAAUGACGGUGAAGUCACAGAAGUUCCAACCAUGGUGCAAACAGAUGUAGGAUACGAUGAAAGAUCAAUAAUGAAGGAUCAAGAAGAUGUCAAAAUUGAUCCUUCUGAAGCAGAUACAGGUUACUUGUCUUUGUUGGUACAAAAUCUCUCUGAGCCUGAUUUUCAGCUGUCCUUAGUGGGUAAUGAAGACAUCGGAAGAAGCCCGUGUAUAGAUGUUGAUAAUGAAGAAGUUUCAGAACUUCCUAACUUGGCAACUGUUAGUAUUGCUGAUGAAGAGUGUGAAAGUGGAAGCGAGCAUGGGAAAUCUGAUGAACUCAAUAGAAGUCCUGAUUCUCUUCCAAGCUUGAGAAGUUAUCAUGAGAAAUGUGAUGAACUCGAUAGAAGUCCCAAGUCCCCUGCAACCUUGAAAAGUUAUCAUGGAAGCGAGAAUGUGGAGUUCAAUGAACUGAAUAGAAGUCCUGAAUGGCCGUCUGUUGAAGUUCACCUUUCAAAGAGAUUAGACACAGAGUUCCCUGUCAGCUUAGAGACAGAUAUCAAUAUGGACGACUUUGAUUCUCUAAUGUCUGUUGAGACGAUGGAAGGAGAUGAUCUGGACACCGCAAGUAGACCACUGGAGGAAGGCCAUCUGGAAAUUUCCCCCCUUGAAACAGAAUCCAGCAUUUCUGAAGCUAAUUCGCUGCCAGUCUCGUUUUCUGAAGCAAGGGAUGAUAAACUGAUGGAAACUUCAAACUCCGAAGUUGGUAGUUUAGUUGUCCACGAAGCGGAAGAAGGGGACACGUUUGAAGAAUCGUCACCAAAGAUUGGAAACGUGGACAUUGAUUUUGAUUCUACUCUAAGAUCACCAGUGAAACUCAUUAAUACCAUGGACUUGGAUACUCUCUUUGUUGCUGCAGUUGAAUCUGACUUGGACAGCAAUGCAUCGCCGGCAGAAGACCAGAGACACCUAGACAUGUCUCUUUUUGAUAGCCCUGCAAGGGAAGAAGCUGCAUCAAAGCGAGGCCAAAGCUUGGAUUCAAGCAACCCGCUGGAUUUCGAUUCAUUCUCGUCAUGUGAUGGUGCUGCAGUGAGACACCGAGAACAAAAGAAGGAAGAAGUUAUUCCUGUUGAAUCUGAAUCUUUGACUUCGCCUUCACAGCCAGUCAUCCAUGUCAGUGGUGGCAUUCAAGAACCGGAGGAUCACAAUUCUACUCCAAAUGCAGAACCUGGAAGCUUCUCUAUCUGCACUGUAUCAAUGGUGACAGAAUCUGUGAGCUCGUCAUCUUUCUCAAUUGAGGAACUUCUCUCUCAGAUCAUGGAGAAUGAAGAAGAAGAAGAAGAAAGCAUGACCCCGCAAUCUGUUCUUACGACAGUACGAAGUUUGGAACAACAGCAUCCCAAGAGCGAGAACAAUGCUGGCAGGUCAUCGGUAAAGAGAACAAGCUUUAGGCUCAAGAGAGUAGAAUCUGGUUCAGUUGAUGGUCAGCUCCGGAAAACUCAAAGCAUGGGGAAGAUCAUUACAGAAGAUACGAGAUCAUCACCAAAGAAGCUUCAUUUCUCAGGUCUUGAAUCGCCACCACAGAGAGAACUCUUCACUCCGGACAAGGAGAAUAGAAGCCCGAAUAAGUCCAGUUUAAGCAGAUCGUUAUCGUCUAAGAUCACGCUUACUUCCAGAAUCAUGGCCGCAGGGAACACUUCUCCGAUCAAGGAGCACUCCAGCACUCCUGGAGCCAUUGAACAAAGGGAAGCUACAACUACCACACCAAGCUCAAGUUCCAGGAAUAAUAAAGCGAAGUUAGGACUACAACUGGGGCUAAGGAACGACAGGAUGCCGUUGCAGAAUCUGAUUAUCCGUUCCCCUGUGAAAAGCUUGUGUGGUGGUGGAGCUUCUUCACUUGGUUCUGCUGCUUCCUUUGAAACAACACCUGGUUCUUCUGCUGCGGAGCAAUCUUAUGUUAACCGCAGCAGAGAAGAGACAAAGACGAAGAAGUGGAUAAUGGUGGUGGACACGGCUUCUCUGCUGGACCAAGAGUCAAGGAAGGCAUUGCAGCUUCUACAAGGUCUCAGGGGGACUAGGUUGGUCAUUCCAAGAAUAGUCAAGAAUGAACUGGAGUCACUGAAGAGGACUGGUAGACUGUUCAGGAGAAGGAACACAGCGGCGUCCAAAGUGUUGGAGUGGAUAGAAGAGUGUGAACUGAAAACAGAGUGGUGGAUUCAUGUCCAGACUUCGAUAGAUGAGAGUGCAGUUCCACCCACGCCACCUGCAUCGCCAGAAUCUGGAGGCGGCAGCAGCAGGACAAAAUGGUACACUCCUCCAUUUUCAUCGAUGACGACACCACCUGCUUCGCCUGAAUCUGGAACCACCAGCAAGACAAAAUGGUACAGUCCAUUUUCAUCGAUGCCCUCGCCGAGACGAGAAGAUCAUGUCCUUUCCAGUGCCUUGUUCUACAAGAAACUCUGCCGUGAUGGUGAACGAGUUGUCCUGAUCAGCCAUGAUCCCGACCUCCUGUUCAAAGCCAUGCUAGAGGGUUUGAUAUGCGAGACGGCUCAGGAGUUCAGGGGCAGCCUGGUAAACCCUUUCUCCGAAAGGUUCUUAUGGGAUGAAAGCUCUCCCAGAGGGCAUACCUGGUCUGUCCACGAUGACGUGGUGUUGAAGGAAAGGUAUUACCCUACUCCUCAUCGGAAGUUGACACGGGGAGACAGUGCGAGAGGCCUGAAACUCAUACUGCUCGACGACGAUGACUCCCGUUGCAGUCAUGGAUUCUCCAGUGACUCCAUUAAAACCCUGUAAGGCUUCUCUGGAAUGAGUAAUCAGAACUUCUUUAUCUUGUACCUGCUACACUUUUCUGCAGGUU